UAUUCUUUUCUCUGCCUGGCUUCAAUUCUAAUAACGAUGUAGGCCCGCAUUGCUGAAGAAGCCGGUGCUGCCGCCGUCAUGGCCCUCGAGCGAGUCCCCGCUGAUAUCAGAGCUCAAGGUGGCGUUGCUCGCAUGUCCGAUCCUUCUAUGAUCAAGGAGAUCAUGGCUGCAGUAACCAUACCUGUUAUGGCCAAAGCUCGUAUCGGCCACUUUGUCGAAUGCCAGAUCCUCGAAAGCAUCGGAGUAGACUACAUCGACGAAUCCGAAGUUCUCACCCCCGCCGACGACAAAUACCACGUCAAAAAAUCCCCCUUCAAAGUCCCCUUUGUCUGCGGUUGCCGUAACCUUGGCGAAGCCCUCCGCCGCAUCUCCGAAGGUGCAGCCAUGAUUCGCACAAAAGGUGAAGCAGGAACAGGCGACGUCGUCGAAGCCGUCAAACAUAUGCGCACCGUCAACGAUCAAAUCGCCCGUGCUCGGGGUAUCUUGUUAGGAUCAUCAGACCCGGAAAUCGAAUUGAGAGCUUAUGCGCGCGAACUCGAGGUUCCGUAUGAAUUACUUCGUGAGACGGCUGAAAAGGGUCGGUUACCCGUUGUCAAUUUUGCGGCCGGAGGGGUUGCGACACCCGCUGAUGCGGCGCUUAUGAUGCAAUUGGGUUGUGAUGGGGUGUUUGUUGGAUCGGGGAUAUUCAAGUCUGGUGAUGCUCGUAAACGGGCAAAGGCUAUUGUGCAGGCUGUUACGCAUUAUAAUGAUGCUACGGUGUUGGCGCAGGUUAGUGAAGGGUUGGGGGAGGCUAUGGUUGGUAUUAAUGUGUCGCAGAUGGCCGACAAGGAUAAGUUGGCUGGUCGUGGGUGGUAAUUAUCUUUAGACUUCAAAAACCUGUUUUUAUACGACGUUUAGCGGUGGAAAAUGUGAUCAUCACAGCAUGCAUGUUCCAACAACUGACCUGGUCUAUCUUUGUCAGACCUCAAAAUAUAGAUAGCUUUUAUGAACAUAUGACAAGCUGCAAAAGAGUAUCUCUAGAUUUGAUCAAUGUCCGAAAGUCAUUGCUUCUAUUCGUAAGUCAUAAUCAACCGUUAAUCAACCCUGGUACGCAAAGCCUGCACCGCGACAAUUAAUCCAAUACGUCCGAACAAUCUCCUGCGUCGCCGAUCCUCCUCGGGCUCCGAGAACCAUCGCCAGGAAUCGCUCUUGUUCUUUC
This is a messenger RNA of Talaromyces stipitatus ATCC 10500, 1198 nucleotides long. RefSeq names its product pyridoxine biosynthesis protein. Bases 79 to 855 code for a protein of 258 amino acids. Gene Ontology annotation, molecular function: amine-lyase activity. Gene Ontology annotation, biological process: pyridoxal 5'-phosphate biosynthetic process; pyridoxine biosynthetic process; amino acid metabolic process. The record is from RefSeq and is a predicted model, not a curated record. The transcript has 2 exons. Lineage: Eukaryota; Fungi; Ascomycota; Eurotiomycetes; Eurotiales; Trichocomaceae.